This is a messenger RNA of Amborella trichopoda, 606 nucleotides long. RefSeq lists its product as uncharacterized. Lineage: Eukaryota; Viridiplantae; Streptophyta; Magnoliopsida; Amborellales; Amborellaceae. The record is from RefSeq and is a predicted model, not a curated record.
AUGGAAAAGGCAUAUGAUCGGGUUGAAUGGGGGGUCUUUUUGGAAAUUCUGAGAGGUAUGGGUUUUGGUGAGAGAUGGAGAUCUUGGAUUUUUUGGUGCCGCUCCUCAGCACAUUUCUCAGUUUUACUUAAAGGUAGUCCAGUGGGUUUCUUUAAUGCCUCUAGAAGGUUACGACUAGGGGAUCCUUUGUCUCCUUCCCUCUAUAAAAUCAAUGCUGAAUGUUUUAGCUUUUUGCUAAAUAGGGUGGAGAAUGAGGGUUAUUUUAAUGAAUUUCAGGUUGCUAAUUCUGAUAUUCAAAUAUCUCGUCUUCAAUAUGUUGAUGGUACCCUUAUUUUCUGUGAGGUAGAGCCAUUACAAGUUUCAAAUAUUGCAAGGUUUUUGGAUAUUUGUGAAGCCACUCUAAGUCCGAAAGUAAAUUUUCAUAAAUCUUCCAUGGUUGGGAUUAGCUGUGAUGGAGGGGUGACAGAGGAGUUAACAUCUAUUAUGGGCUAUAAGGUUGGAUCCUUUCUUGUUACUUAUUUGGGUCUUCCCAUCUCUGAUUCAAGGCUAUCGAUUGCAGUUUGGGAUAUAAUGCUUGAAAGAGUUCAAGCUAAAUUGGAUUUGUAG